Arctia plantaginis is the source of this 1662-nucleotide messenger RNA. The record is from the annotation of a GenBank genome assembly. NCBI's taxonomy places the organism in Eukaryota, Metazoa, Arthropoda, Insecta, Lepidoptera, Erebidae.
AUGAAUGACAGAGCCAGUGAAAGUGAGUCUUCGGGCCCUAAUAUUAGAAAAGGCAGUGUUUUCAAUAAACCCGUAGAUCUAGACGAUGUGCUGGUUAACGAGCUUGGCCAGUUUGGCCGCUACCAGCUUCUUAAUCUGCUCCUACUCUCUGCCCCUUUGAUCAUGUCGGCUUUCCCGAGCGAGUUUAUCUUCUCAGCUGCAGCCAUUCCGCACAGAUGUCGCAUUCCCGAAUGCGGGGAAGAUAGUCGGAGUAAUUUGUUUGAACCUGGUUGGGUCUUGAACGCCAUCCCUGCAGACGACAGUAAUACUGGCUUCGCAAGCUGCAGUCGCUUUCUAUCUACGGGCAAUGGAACGUUGAACUCCUGUCCCGUCAACCUGUUCGCCACCACUACCACAGAUUGUAAUAACGAAUUUGUUUACAGUAGACACAAUUCAGUCGUGUACGAAUUUAAUCUCGGGUGUCAAGAAUGGUUCCGUGCACUGGCCGGCACUCUUAGCAGUGUUGGUACUCUCUUGGUCCUGCCCAUCACCGGCUACGUGUCCGAUCGAUUCGGAAGAAAGGCUGCUCUCGUCAUUAGCGGCUUUAAUUUAGCACUCAUAGGAUUAAUUAGAGCAUUUUCUGUAAAUUAUCCCAUGUAUCUUGCAUUACACCUUCUCCAAACUACUCUUGGUGCUGGUAUAUAUAGUUCUGCUUACAUCUUUGCUACUGAAUUUGUGGGUCCUCGUUAUCGUGUUUUGACUAGUGCUACUUGCUCGUCGAUGUUUGCCGUCGGCCAGGUCACCCUUGGAGGAGUGGCUUGGCUGGUCGAACCAUGGCGGUAUAUGAUCAUGAUUCUACACAUUCCAUGCUUCCUCAUCGUAGCCUACUACUGGCUCCUGGAUGAGAGCGUGAGGUGGCAACUGUCCAAGGAGAAAUAUGAUGAAGCAAAGACGACGUUACAGAAUGUCGCACGAGUCAACAGAAAACAGAUCAGCGAAAAAUCAAUGCAUGCUUUGAUGAACCCGCAACGUCAACCAGAUAUGUCCAACCGACCAAGCUUGAUCAAAGCUAUUUGGAACUCGUCGGUGCUACUACGGCGUGUUUGCACCACCCCUAUCUGGUGGAUUACUACCACCUUCGUCUACUAUGGUUUGUCCAUCAACGCGACUAGCCUCUCCGAGACGAUGCACCUGAACUACAUACUGACAGCAGCCAUUGAAAUACCAGGCUUUUAUACCGCCGUGUUGGUCUUGGACAGAAUUGGCAGAAAACCCACCAUUUGCACCGGCUUCUUAUUCAGCGCCGUUUGCAACAUUGCCUUCACGUUUACACCUCAAGAUAUGGCUACACUUCGCCUGAUCAUCUAUCUGCUCGGCAAGUUCGGCAUCUCCAUGGUGUUCACGUCGAUAUAUCUGUUUACGUCUGAGCUGUAUCCUACGAAGUACCGCCACAGCCUGCUAGCAUUCUCUUCUAUGGUUGGACGAAUCGGAUCCAUCACGGCUCCGCUUACUCCUGCACUAAUGGAGUACUAUGCUGGCAUUCCCACCUUAAUGUUCGGAGCAAUGGGCAUUCUCUCGGGUAUCCUCGUCCUUACGCAACCCGAGACCCUUGGGACCAAGUUGCCUGACACCCUGGAGGAAGCUGAGGUGAUCGGUUUGCCGGAAUCCAUGAGACAACGAUGA